AUGCCUGAACCCCGCCCCGUCAAGCCGUUUGGCUUGACGCAGGUAUAUCUUCCCCGUGGUGACCCCACGGUGGAUAUUGUACUUGUUCAUGGCCUUAACGGCCAUCCUCAUGACUCAUGGACCAGUAAAACGACCAACUGCUUCUGGCCAGUCGAUCUCCUGCCCGAAGUCCUUGCCUCUCAACGCCCUCGUAUCCUAACCUAUGGAUAUAAUUCGCAUGUCACCGCAUUCACCGAUGGUGCUUCUCGUGAUUCGAUCGUUAGUCAUGCGGAGACCUUAGCUUCUAACCUAGCGGCUAAUCGAAGCCUCCGCGAUUGCUCCGACCGACCGAUUAUCUUUAUCUGUCACUCACUAGGCGGCCUCGUGGUCAAGCGUGCGCUGAUCUAUUGCCGCAGCCUGUCAAACGAGCGUACCGAGCACCUACGCUCAAUUUAUGUGUCGACUUUUGGCAUCCUCUUCCUCGGUACACCGCAUAACGGAUCUGAUAUCGCGAAAUGGGGUCUAUUGUUGCACAACAUCUGCAACGCUGUGCUCCCUAAGAAAUUCAUGGAGUCUUCUCCACAGCUGAUCCAAGCACUGCGUACCAACAAUGAGACGCUGCAGAAUAUCAAUAGUCUCUUUGCUGAUAUAAUGAGUCGUUUUCAUAUUUACUUCUUCCACGAAACUCGCUCAACAGACCUUCGAGGAACAAGGGAGAUCAUCGUGGAUGAGGCUUCUGCAGCACCCUAUAUAGAGGGUGUCGAGCGUAUGGGUAUAGAGGCAGAUCACAGUCACAUGUGCAAGUUCGACGACGAGAAUGCUGCAGGCUACGAAGUCGUUGCUGAAGCUCUUCUGCGAUAUUCUCGACAGGCUCCCGCUUUGAUUGGAGACCGCUGGAUAGCAGAGAGAACUACCCGCACCAUGGAAAUGAAAGCGAAGGCCCGUGAAAUAUAUGACGACGGAGACCCUCUCACCCAGAGCACACCGAAUUUGGAUACUGGUAAGACACACCUUCUUCCUUCACCCAGUGAAUCAGUCACGUUGAGGGAUUAUGAGUUGGCUGACUGUCUACUCCUAGGUGACUCUGUACCAGCCCUUCCCCGCGCCUCGGCCACCGAAGGGCGCAAUUCACCCGUAUCAGAUAUGAGCAAUAGUGGCGUGCUUUCAUUCUCGCACUAUUCUCAUCGAGAUCCACAGAUGUUUGUAGCACCACCGGGCUUUCAUCCCAAUUCCACUUUCUUUGGCAUGCAAAAAGAGCUAGAGGUAUUGCAUAACCGCUUGUUCAAGGCCAAGGCGCGUGCAGAUCGAACGAUGGCUGUUCUCAUUUCUGGAGUGCCAGGAUCUGGCAAGACUCAUCUAGCGCGGCAUUACGUCUUUAUGCAGCGGGAGUGCUACCCAGGAGGCCUAUUCUGGAUUGAUGCCAAAUCUCGCGAGUCAUCAUACAAAUGUUUCUGGGAGAUUGCUCAAGCCGCCAGGUUGGUGGAACGCCAAGAUGCCGAAGACCCAGGAUAUUUAGAGUACCGGACAUACGUGAACACCGUUCGAAACUGGCUUCAGACACGCCACGAGUGGCUUUUGAUUUUUGAUGGUAUCACAUUUGAUCAUGAUGAUGACAUUAAUGAGUUCCGAUCUUUUCUCCCCUGGCAAAAGAGGUGCAGUAUCAUUUAUACCUCCAUUGACACUACACUUCGAAAAAAGCAACGACUGUAUGAGCCAUAUUGCCUCUCGAUUCGCCCGCUGCUGAUUGAGGAUGCUUGUAAACUCCUUUACAAAGAUCUUGGAAUCAAAAAGCCCACACAUGAGCAGUCUGUCCGGGCUGUAGAAAUUGUCGAGCACUACGACUGCUUACCUUUGGCAAUUCAUGCUAUCGGUCACCGUCUCAAUGCAACAGGAAAGCCAAUCGAAAGAUAUCGUGUCAAGCACCAGGUGACGGAUAAAAAGCUGGCCGAGCCAUUUCUCAGCAUCAUGAAUGAUCUUUAUCGGCUGCAGCACCACCAAGCUUUGAACCUCAUCAAUCUACUCUCUUUCCUAGGCCAUCAAGUCCCUGUCGGUCUCCUCAAUUUUGGAAAACAUGCCAUGUCCGCUGAAAAUGCCGAGAUAUUGAGCAGUGCACAGACCGGAGAAGAUCCUGAUCUUGAUACCACGCUGGGAACUUUGAUUCACUACGGCCUGAUUGAGCGAAUCUCGGAUCCACAUCCAUUCUUCGUGCAAAAUAGCUUCGCACAAAAGUCUGCCGAGGAGGCGCAGAAGCCUGUUCCCGAAUUGUCUGAGUCUCUGACGGAAAGCAGCCAGGAGGGCCCUUUCCCUCUCUAUCCUGGCGGUGAUGCCAUUGAUGUUGUCAAGAUCCACAGUGUGGUACAGGGGUUUUGUCGAGAUGAGCUUCGAAUCAAGGAUGAAGAGUUCAGGGAAUCUCUAAGUAUAGAUGAGCCUGGCUUCUAUGAUUCGUGGCUAAUCGUCGCCACUCGUUUCUUGUGCAAAUCUUGGGAGGCCGCCAAGGAGAGAAUGACUCACUAUGAAGGCUGCGGACUGGUCCGUGAUUACCGGGAGUAUGAAACCCAUGCAUCUCGACUGGUUGAGCUAUUUCCCAAAAGACAGGGAUUUAGUGCACACUCGCCAGUUCUUCGCGAGGCACGAGAGAGUCUGCGGCGGUUAAGGAGGAGUCUCAGCAACGUAAUCGAUGGCAAGUCGCCCAACUCUUCCCAAGAAUGCGGAGGUAAUCAGCGGUCGGUCUUUGAUCGUUCAAGCAGUUCAUCGUCAUCAUUCCCUGGGUCUUCCACGGACGAGGGUCUUUCACGGGAGUCCACCUGGGCUUUCACCGAUUCUGGGUCUCCUCGCGAUACUCGCACCGAGUCUCCGGAAGCGGUAGAGCGUCUUCCAAGAUUUAAACUGGAAUUGUUUCCUCCACAUAUAUUUCGACAAGCAGGCUAUGAGUCAGAAGAAGGGUAUGAAACGGAUGGAGAAGCGAAGGAGGCGCCUCGUAUUUCUCCUGCUCUGUCACAAAUGAGUCAGGUUACAGAAAAGCCAAAGCUGUCGCCUCUAUCAUCCAGUCCUCCUAUACAAUCUGAAGAGGGCAAGAAUUGGCAGUUAAUUGACCGACAGCCAAAGCCACACUCAACGAAGGCGAGGCAACCAAAACGACGCCCUCGAAGCCCUCUUCGACUUCGUGGUGAUAAAUCAGCUACCCCGUUGGUGAAAAUAUCACCUAUCCAGGGACGAGGGUCAUCAAGCCGCAGGUCUGCAGAUGAAGGUGAAAGCUCUACAAUAUUGGCAUCGGCCGCCGAGCGAGCACUUGCUGCGGUCCGUCGGUCGAGCAAUGCCCAGGUAUUGAGCGAAAAUAUAAGGCCCACACAGAAUCCUUCAACAAAAAAUGGAAACAGUGAACCAACUUACGCAAGUGUUGUCACUCGCCGUAUGCUCGAGGCCGAGCCAAAGCGCCCAGCAUCCAUGCCUUCUCGACGAGGAGCAGAACCCCUUGAACUGCAAAUGAAACCAUCUGCGGAAUCUUUGGAUAGUCAAGGAAGUUAUAUGUUCGCCUCCCCACUAUCACAUGAGCUGGCGCCCCACGAGCUUCUUGCAGAGCCUUUAAAUCGAUCAACAUACAGUGAUCCCGGCCGGGACUACCUCGGCCAGCCACUGCGAGAGCUAGACUUGCACACCGCACCCAACUCCCAAUUCAACUCUCGACGCGCAUCACUUGCAGCAUUCGAGCCUAUACGAGAUCUAUCGGCCAGUUCUCCCUCACUCAUUCUAUAUGGCCCACUUCUGCCGUACGAGAACGACAUUACUAUCACGAGAUCAAGCCACUCAAUGCAGCAGGAAAAAGCCUCUGGCCCAAUCUAUAUCCCACAAGCUCAGCCUGCAUUCAUGGCCCACCCAUCUGCAAUAAUGCCCGGCGUAUUACCUCUCUCCUUACCUUCCGAUGCCCCAGUAUCACAGUUCAACGAACGGCCUGGGUCUGAAGCCCUCUCGCGUGCAUCAUCUGGAUUCUCAACUCAAUCCUGGGCCACAGAACCUGUCCGCUAUCCACCACGCUUCUCUCCCAUCCCGAGUUUCCAGGGAGCAAUUGAGAUCUCACGGAGUGCUACGCCAAUUAUUAAACCCCAGCAACAGACACUUCAAGGACGAUCCAGCUGGACUGGCGAAAUUCCCGUCAUGAACAGUGCCCUUCAAUCUGAUCUGCUGUACCCUGUUCCACAGGUAUCCAACCACCGCCGAGUGGGCUCAGUGAAUGAGCGACUGCAGACGAUGAAGCCAGAAUGGGAUUCAGAGAUGGAGCCCGCACAGAUGCUCAAUUUUGGAGGAUACCGUGUUGACGUGAGAGAUCCUCGUCAACGGCUAUCGGAGUCGGGCCGACUGCAGGCACCACGCCAUGUACCGACAUACCAGCUCUAUCAUCCUAAUAUAUCCGGUCCCUUAGUUCAAGACGGAGGGCAUGUCUUUGCAUCUGCUCCGCAAGAGGCAUAUGGGAGACGCGCGCGAAGUGGAAGCACACCUGCUAAUCCUGAUUAUGCUGGUUUAGGUGUACGGUUUGCAUGA
This is a messenger RNA of Penicillium odoratum, 4515 nucleotides long. RefSeq lists its product as uncharacterized. The transcript is spliced from 3 exons. NCBI's taxonomy places the organism in Eukaryota, Fungi, Ascomycota, Eurotiomycetes, Eurotiales, Aspergillaceae. The record is from RefSeq and is a predicted model, not a curated record. Bases 1 to 4515 code for a protein of 1504 amino acids. Gene Ontology annotation, molecular function: ADP binding.